UUAAGUAAAUAUUCAACAUUUUCAAUCUUUUUUUUUUGUUUAAACAAUACAACAAAAAGCAUUUGUUAAGAAAUUAUGCCUAAAGCUAAUUGUAAAUACUGGGAUAAGUGCUACCAGCGUAACGAGGAACAUUUAGAAAAAUACAACCAUCCCAGCCGGCAAAAGGAAACGGAAAAAAUUGCGCCAAAACGAAAAGCCGAGGAUAAGGAGGAACACGCAGAGGUCGCAAAAACAAAUAUCAGUACUGAUAGCAAUAUGGAGGAAGCGGGUAACUUCGAAGCAGAAACAGCAGAGCUGCAUAAUGAGGCAAUGAACAAUAUAUCCGGCAAGAAUUAUAUGGAAAUGUUGGAGAAGCGUAUUCGUCUUUCAGUGCAAAAGGAGUACGAUAAUCUUUGUGGGAGCAAUGAGUUUAUAAGGCACAAGUUUCUCGUAGAGAUGCCCCCAGAUUUCUACGAGUUUUGGGAAUUUAUUAAUACGCUAAAAAAGGAGACCACAAAAGCAGCUGCAUUGCAGCAUAUUGAAACUGUGUUUCAGCUGCAACUGGUGGGACCGUUUGAGUUUCUUGCUGGCAAAUUUCAUGCAGCUAAAAUUGGUGAGCCUGGUGACUAUUUGCGACACUGGCGUUUCUAUUACGAUCCGCCAGAGUUUCAAACUGUUUUUGUGCGUCGCGGCAGUGGUGUACACUAUGGUUACUGGCGCGAUAUCCCACAGGACAAGGAAAAGCUUCUAAUAGCUCGCAAUGAUGCAAGUGGCUGUGAGUUUGACUUUAUAGCCGGCAACAUAUUUGAUGCAUUUCUCUACUACUUGGAACAUGAUUUCCCUGCUACACCAUUCAAUGCUGCGCAAGUGGCCGCCACUAAAAAUCUAGUAAAGCAAUAUACAAGCGAAAAGUCCUUGGAACUGGGUCAACUUGAAAGCCUGCGCACUGACCGCAAUAAGAAUGUUGUAGCCAAGACAUUGCACCGUGCAGGCAUUGUGGUGCCCUUUGAUCGUAAGACGCAGCAAGGUUAUCGGCCGUUGCAGGUAAGCGAUGCCGAGCUGAAGAAGAUCUUAGCGCUGUUUGAUCGCAAGGAUCUUAAAAGUGACAGCGAUACGGCCAAACAGGCUGUGCUUGAGAAGCUGCAGCCGAUAGCCAAUGCCGCAAAUAUAGCCGUAGAUGAAUGUGAUUUUGGCAGUGCAUUGGAGCUGGGUAUUGAUUUGUUUUGCAGCGGACACAAGGAACUCCACAUGCUGGCCUCAUCGUUGCUGGUGCCCGCCUAUUCAUUGUUAGCCAGGCCACAAUUUAUAGCCAUUGCUAAAGCACACAUGGAGCGACGCAACCGAGAUAACAAUCUUAGCAUAUUUGAUAUCUUAAAUUAAGCUUAAAGCUACCAAUAUUUUUUACAAUGUUUAAUGCAUGAAUUAUAUGAUACCGCAAAUCCUUGGAAUAAUUAUACAUAUACAAAACACCUUUAA
Drosophila busckii is the source of this 1455-nucleotide messenger RNA. RefSeq names its product histone PARylation factor 1-like (gene Hpf1). NCBI's taxonomy places the organism in Eukaryota, Metazoa, Arthropoda, Insecta, Diptera, Drosophilidae. Gene Ontology annotation, cellular component: nucleus. Gene Ontology annotation, biological process: regulation of protein ADP-ribosylation; DNA damage response. The transcript has a single exon. The record is from RefSeq and is a predicted model, not a curated record. Bases 76 to 1359 code for a protein of 427 amino acids. Gene Ontology annotation, molecular function: histone binding; poly-ADP-D-ribose binding.